AUAAUAUUUACUAGGGAAGAGGGAAGAGAAGUGGUGAAGUGACCAGAGUUCACAGAGGAGAGGACAGAGUGACAUCCCACGAUUACAUAAACUCACAGGGGCUGCCAAGGAGGGCAACAAGCGUGUGGUAUGUGGAAGCCGCGUACAAGUGGGCCUUAGAAACUACGGAAUCUAUCGACUAUGGAGCCUGUGCUUGGCUUGUUGCUGGUGUUGCUGACGCCGGCGCACGCCUCCCCCGCCAUGCCAGAGCCCUGCGAGCUGGAUGAGCAGGGCGUCCACUGCUCCUGCAACUUCUCAGAUCCGCAGCCGGAUUGGUCCAACGCUUUUCUGUGUGCCGGGGCGCGGGACGUGGAAUUCUACGGCGGCGGCCGCAGCCUGGAGCCCUUUCUAAAGCGCGUGGACACCGAAGCCGACCUGGGACAGUUCACAGAUGUGGUCAGGUCCCUGCCCUGGCAACGGCUUACAGUGGGGGACGCGCGCGUUCCCGCUCCGAUGCUGUUCGGAGUCCUGCGUAUGCUCGGGUAUUCCGGCCUCAAGGAACUAACUCUCGAAAACCUCGAGGUAACCAGCACCACGCUGCCGCCGCUUCAGGAAGCCACCGGCCCCGAUCUCAACACCCUGAGCCUCAGCAACGUGUCGUGGGCGACAGAGGAUGGCUGGCUCGCAGAGCUGCAGCAGUGGCUAAAGCCUGGACUCAAGGUAUUGCGUAUUGCCCAGGCACAUUCACUCAACUUUUCCUGCGCACAGGUCCGAGUCUUCCCCUCCCUAGUCACCCUAGACCUGUCUGACAACCCCGAAUUGGGCGAGCGAGGGCUGAUCUCGGCUCUGUGUCAGCGCAAGUUCCCGGCUCUCCAAGUUCUAGCACUGCGCAACACAGGGAUGGAGACGGCCAGCGGCGUGUGCUCUGUGCUGGCCGCCGCAAGUGUGCAGCUGCAAGGACUGGACCUUAGUCACAAUUCACUGCGGCAUACCGCAAGCGCUCCCGGGUGUGACUGGCCUAGCAAGCUAAACUCGCUCAAUCUGUCUUUCACUGAACUACAGCAAGUACCCCAGGGACUUCCAACCAAACUCAACGUGCUUGAUCUCAGUUACAACCAGCUGGAUAGUAAACCGAGGCCAGAUGAGCUGCCCAAGGUGGAUAACCUGUUACUUGAAGGAAACCCCUUUCUAGAAUACGAACCCCACUCCGGGAAGUAUGACUCUGUUGUGGUGACAGCCCCAGUGCGUUUAACCCUGGCAGUGAGUGUGUCAGGAACUUUGGCUGUGCUCCAAGGAGCUGGCCUUUUUGCCUAAUACCAAAGGAAGUAAAAGGAACAUUUACCUUGUCCUGGCUUCUGAGGGUCCUGGUCAGGAUGAUCAGAACUUCUUGACCAAUGAAUCCUCUGCCUUUCAGUUAUUAAAAUGUCAAACCACGAUGUAAGGGAGAAAAGAGAGUCUAGGCGGUUCAAUGGGUUAAGACCACCAAGUUUGACUCCUGGUUUUGAUCCUCAAGAUCCACACAGAGGGAAAGAACUCACUCCUGAAAGUUGUCCAUAGGAGCUCCACAUACCUGCUGUGACACAGUGGUGUAUGUGUGUGUGUGUGUAUACAUACAAAUGUGCUCACAAAAUAAAUAUUUUUAAAGUUA
This is a messenger RNA of Mesocricetus auratus (golden hamster), 1627 nucleotides long. It is a transcript of the gene Cd14, whose product is annotated as CD14 molecule. Gene Ontology annotation, molecular function: protein binding; lipopolysaccharide binding. Gene Ontology annotation, biological process: positive regulation of type II interferon production; toll-like receptor 4 signaling pathway; lipopolysaccharide-mediated signaling pathway. Gene Ontology annotation, cellular component: membrane raft; lipopolysaccharide receptor complex; external side of plasma membrane. The transcript is spliced from 2 exons. NCBI's taxonomy places the organism in Eukaryota, Metazoa, Chordata, Mammalia, Rodentia, Cricetidae. Bases 181 to 1293 code for a protein of 370 amino acids. The record is from RefSeq and is a predicted model, not a curated record.